Messenger RNA from Papaver somniferum (opium poppy), 864 nucleotides. RefSeq lists its product as uncharacterized. NCBI's taxonomy places the organism in Eukaryota, Viridiplantae, Streptophyta, Magnoliopsida, Ranunculales, Papaveraceae. The record is from RefSeq and is a predicted model, not a curated record. Bases 1 to 864 code for a protein of 287 amino acids. The transcript is spliced from 2 exons.
AUGUUAAUCUUCUCAUGGAACUGUCGAGGAUUGAGUAACAUCUCGACAGUCCGUAAUCUCAAGGCGUUUCUUAGGUCCUGCAAUCCCCAACUUGCCUUUCUUACUGAAACUCUAAUUGGUGAGUUAAAUUCUCAUAAUUUCUAUAAUUCGUUUGGUUUUGAUAAUUUUAAAUGUAUCCCGGCAAUUGGUAGAAGUGGUGGCAGUGUGAUUCUAUGGAACAAUGACAUUAGUUUGGAAGUCAUAAGUGCUGAUAAAAAUGUUAUUCAUUGUCGUAUUAGACAAACUCUUGGGCAAAACUGGAAUUUGUUGUGUGUUUAUGGUCCAUCAGAGCAUUAUUUGAGGAACAAUUUUUGGAAGCAUGGAGGUAGUCAGAAGCUGAACACCGCUAAUAAGGAGUUCAAGAACUUUAUUAGUGAUAGAAGGUUGAUUGAUUUGGGUUUUGUUGGAGCAACUUUUACUUGGUCUAAUGGAGUUGUGGUUGAUAAUCCUAUUUUUGAAAGACUGGACAUGGCUCUUUGUACUACUGAAUGGUUGCUUAUGUUUCCGUACAAUGGUGUUUUGCACCUUCCUAGAGUGAGUAGUGAUCAUGCUCCCAUUAUAAUUAACAUUCAUAGAACUAAUAAGAGGAAAAGGAAGUUCUCGUAUAAAUUUGAGUACUAUUGGGUGGAUAAUCCUGAGUUCAAUGAUGUUGUUCAUAGGGCUUGGACUUCUAGAAAUGGAAAUACUUUGAUAAAGAUAAAUGAGGUUGGUAUGGAGCUAAGUAAAUGGAGCAUAAAGAGUUUGGCAAUAUAUUCAGAGCUACAGAAGAUGCAAAGAAUGAGCUGUUGCAAGUUCAAUGUGAAGCCCAUAUCAGGGACACCAUAA